Glycine soja is the source of this 1754-nucleotide messenger RNA. RefSeq names its product exocyst complex component EXO70H1-like. Lineage: Eukaryota; Viridiplantae; Streptophyta; Magnoliopsida; Fabales; Fabaceae. Gene Ontology annotation, cellular component: exocyst. The record is from RefSeq and is a predicted model, not a curated record. The coding region runs from base 123 to 1577 and encodes 484 amino acids. The transcript has a single exon. Gene Ontology annotation, biological process: exocytosis. Gene Ontology annotation, molecular function: phosphatidylinositol-4,5-bisphosphate binding.
CCCUCCCAGGUCAAGCAAUGCAAUCUUCACAUCUAUAAAUACGUCUCAAACGACCAACACUGCCAAAAGGAAUCAAAACUCAAACUCAUUAAUUGGUGUUUAUUUCCUCAACUCAAACUGAAAUGCCGAAAAUGGGACUCAAAAACUUGUUCUUCUUCAAAGCAUCACCAUCGCCACCUUCCUCUCCUCCCACAAGAACCUUCUCCGAUUCACUAAUGGACCAAAACAUCGAAACCGCUCGCGCCAUCAUUUCCAAAUGGGAACUUAUUUCCCCUUCUGACCAAACCGCCCCUCUUUUCAGCAACACUCGCCAAGAAGCCAAACAGUACCUUAACGCUGUCAUGAGCCUGCAGUCCACUAUGCAGCACCUCGUCGCACUGGAUUCCUCCUCCGACACCCUCGUCCAAGCCCACUUCCUUAUGCAACUCGCCAUGAAGAGACUCCAGGCCGAGUUCUAUCGAAUAUUAGCCCAAAACAGAGACAAUCUCCAUCCUGAAUCCGUCGCCUCCACCGAUCACCGGAGCAGCAGCGUCUCCGAUGACGGCUCCGAUUUCUCCGACGAUGAGUUCCGCUUCGCCGGCGACUCUGUCUCCACGGUCGCCAUGGCGGACCUGAAAGCCAUUGCGGAGUGUAUGGUUUCCGCCGGAUACAGCGAAGAGUGCGUCAAGAUUUACAUCUUAAUGAGAAAAUCAAUCGUAGAUGAGUCACUGUAUCACUUCGGAGUGGAGAGGCUGAGCUCCUCUCAGAUUCAGAAGAUGGACUGGGAAGCGCUCGAGUCCAAGAUUAAGUCCUGGCUCAACGCUGUCAAGAUCGCCGUCGGCUCUUUGUUUCACGGUGAGAGAACGCUCUGCGACUACGUCUUCGGUUCACCGGAGAGGAAGACCGCGGAGUCCUGCUUCGCCGCGAUUUGCAGCGAAGGGGCUACGUCGUUGUUCGGAUUCCCGGAAAAAGUUGCCAAGUGCAGCAAGAAAACGCCGGAGAAAAUGUUCAGGACGCUCGACUUGUACGAAGCGAUCUCUGAUAACCGUCAACAAAUUGAAUCCAUCUUCUCGUCAGAAUCAACCUUCUCAAUCAGAUCGCAGGUACUUGCUUCUCAGGCUAGGCUGGGCGAGGCCGUUGGGACGAUGCUAAACAACUUCGAAUCCGCGAUUCAAAAGGAAUCCUCCAAGAUUCUCAUGCCUGGCGGCGAGAUCCACCCGCUCACGCGUUACGUCAUGAACUACAUCGCGUUCCUGGGCGAUUACGGCGACGGGCUCGCGGAGAUAGUCGGCGAUUGGCGUAAAAAUUCGUUGCCGGAGUGUUACUACCGAAGUCCCGAUCGCGAGGGAAAGAAAGGGUCAUCGGAGAUAGCUGAACGGAUGGCGUGGCUGAUAUUAGUGCUCCUCUGUAAGCUGGACAGAAAAGCUGAACUCUACAAAGAGGUUGCACUCUCUUAUCUGUUCCUGGCGAAUAACGUGCAAUACGUCGUCGUAAAGGUCCGCAACACAAACCUAGGGUUGAUCCUUGGGGAGGAUUGGUUGACGAAGCACGAGUUGAAGGUGAAAGAGUAUGUUUCCAAGUACGACCAAGCAUCUUGAAGGAUGCGUUUAAUUGCUUUGUUCUCUCGCUCCUCUUUCACGGAGAUGAAGCAGCUAGCUCAAUUUUUUAUGAAGCUAUAGUUAAUUAUAUGCGCAUGAUUAAUAUGUGAUACACACAGUAAAUACAAUAAGAUAGCAUCAAAUAUACCUUAAUGAAAUUUUCUUAUUUUCAAAAUA